This is a messenger RNA of Equus quagga, 3747 nucleotides long. RefSeq names its product chromosome alignment maintaining phosphoprotein 1 (gene CHAMP1). The transcript is spliced from 3 exons. NCBI's taxonomy places the organism in Eukaryota, Metazoa, Chordata, Mammalia, Perissodactyla, Equidae. Gene Ontology annotation, cellular component: nucleoplasm; spindle. Gene Ontology annotation, biological process: protein localization to microtubule; attachment of mitotic spindle microtubules to kinetochore; sister chromatid biorientation. The coding region runs from base 293 to 2764 and encodes 823 amino acids. The record is from RefSeq and is a predicted model, not a curated record.
CGCGCACGCUCGCGCUCCCGGAGCCCGCGCCUGCGCCUCGUCGCCAUUCGCGCUGCCGCGCUGCAGGGCCUUGGAGCUGGCGGGCCCGCCAGCCCGCACGCCGCCCGCGGCCAGCUGGUUCAACUUCUCGUCUUUGUCCUUCUUCAUGUACUGUAGGCUAUUUUUUUGGUUUCGUCAAAAAGCCAUGUAGACUUGCCUGACCUUUGAAGACUGCUUUUAAGACUUCUCAUAAGACAAUUGCACUGUUGAAAUUUUUAAAGAAUAUAAUCGUGUGUGUUGUAACAGAAGGAAAAUGGAAGUAUUCCAGGAGCUUCACAAGCCAUCAGCACGUUUGGAGUGUGACCACUGCAAUUUCAGGGGGACAGAUUAUGAAAAUGUGCAGAUCCACAUGGGCACCAUCCAUCCAGAAUUUUGUGAUGAAAUGGAUGCUGGUGGGUUAGGAAAAAUGAUAUUUUACCAGAAAAGUGCAAAGCUAUUUCACUGCCAUAAAUGCUUCUUCACCAGCAAGAUGUACUCUAAUGUAUAUUACCACAUCACGUCCAAACAUGCAGCCCCAGAGAAAUGGAAUGAGAAACCAAAAAAUCAGUUAAACAAAGAGACAGAUCCUGUGAAAAGCCCUCUUUCUGAACACCAGAAAAUGGCCUCUAACUCAGCAGAACCGAAACCUACACCUGCCCUUUCCAUGGAAACACAGAAACUUGGCCCAACUUUGUCUCCAGAAUCACCAAAACCUCCUGUUGCUUCCCUGGAGCCUCAGAAGCCUGGCCCUGUUGUCUCUCCAGAACCACAGACACCUCUUCCUUCUCCUGAACCUUCUCCAAAAUCUGCCCCUAUUUCUUCUCCAGAACCUCCAAAACCAGUCCCUCUUGUUUCUGAAUCUCAGAAACCCGUCCCUGUCCCUUCUCCAGAACCACAGAAACUUUCUCCUGUAUCUCCUGAGCCAGUAAAGGCUUCUCUUAUUAAUCCCAAACCCCAGAAACACUCCCAUUUCCCAGAAACAUUGGGGCCGCCUUCAGCCUCAUCUCCAGAGUCACCAGUUCUAGCUGCCUCCCCUGAACCUUGGGGGCCAUCCCCAACUGCAUCUCCAGAGUCUCGGAAGCCGGCCCGGACUCUCUCCCCUGAGCCAAGGAAGCCAUCCCCAUCGGAGUCUCCUGAACCUUGGAAGCCAUUUCCUGCCGUCUCCCCAGAGCCUAGGAGACCAGCUCCAUCUGUGUCACCAGGUUCUUGGAAGCCAGGGCCGCCUGGGUCUCCCAGGUCUUGGAAAUCCAGUCCUUCGGUGUCAUCAGGACCUUGGAAGCCAGCUAAACCUGCUCCAUCUGUGUCUCCUGGACCUUGGAAACCAAUUCCUUCUAUAUCACCUGGGCCUUGGAAGCCAUCUCCCUCUGUGUCCCCUGCAUCCUGGAAGUCUUCAUCAGUCUCUCCUGGUUCCUGGAAAACUCCCCCAACGUCUCCUGAGUCGUGGAAGUCGGGCCCACCAGAACUCCGAAAGACAACGCCCACCUUGUCACCUGAACAUUGGAAGACAGGUCCCCCCGUGUCUCCUGAGCUCCGUAAAGCAGGACCACCCUUGUCUCCUGAGCUUCGCAAACCAGGCCCACCACUGUCCCCAGAGGUCCGUAGUCCAGCUGGAUCUCCAGAGCUCAGGAAACCCUCAGGGUCUCCGGAGCUUUGGAAAUUUUCUCCUGAUCAGCGGAAGACUUCUCCUGCUUCACUUGAUUUUCCUGAGUCCCAGAAAAGUUCCCGUGGUGGUUCCCCUGAUCUCUGGAAGUCUUCCUUUUUUAUUGAACCUCAGAAACACGUCUUCCCUGAGACCCGGAAACCUGGUCCUUUGGGGCCAUCUGAGUCCCCUAAAGCAGCCUCUGAUAUCUGGAAGCCUGUUCUCUCCGUGGAUGCUGAGCCUAGAAAACCUGCCCUGUUUUCGGAGCCUACCAGAACGGCCCCUCCUGCUUCUCCUGAACCACGAAAACGCGCUCUUUUUCCAGAGCCCCGGAAACAUGCCCUUUUCUCUGAUCUUCCCAAAUCAGCUGUGUUCUCAGAGUCUCAGAAGGCAGCCGAGCUUGGUGAUGAACUGCAGUCAGAUGCCAUAGAUGAUCAAAAGUGUGAUAUUCUAGUUCAGGAAGAACUACUCGCUACACCUAAGAAACUCUUAGAAGACACUUUAUUUCCUUCCUCAAAGAAGCUCAAGAAAGACAACCAAGAGAACUCGGAUGCUGAGCUUAGCAGCAGUGAGUAUAUAAAAACAGAUUUAGAUACGAUUGAUAAUAAGGGCCAGGAAUCAAGCAGUGAUCAAGAGCAGGUUGAUGUGGAAUCUAUUGAUUUUAGUAAAGAGAACAAAAUGGACAUGACUAGUCCAGAGCAGUCCAAGAAUGUACUACAAUUUACUGAAGAAAAAGAGGCUUUUAUCUCAGAAGAAGAGAUUGCAAAAUAUAUGAAGCGUGGAAAAGGAAAGUAUUACUGCAAAAUUUGUUGCUGUCGUGCUAUGAAAAAAGGUGCCGUUUUGCAUCAUUUGGUUAAUAAGCAUAAUGUCCAUAGCCCUUACAAAUGCACAAUUUGUGGAAAGGCUUUUCUUUUGGAAUCUCUCCUUAAAAAUCAUGUAGCAGCCCAUGGGCAAAGUUUACUUAAAUGUCCGCGUUGCAAUUUUGAAUCAAAUUUCCCAAGAGGCUUUAAGAAACAUUUAACUCAUUGUCAAAGCCGGCAUAAUGAAGAGGCAAAUAAAAAGCUCAUGGAAGCUCUUGAACCACCAUUGGAGGAGCAGCAAAUUUGAUAUAUCCAUGGUGUGGACAUAUGCUCUACAAAGUUGUGUGUUCAAAGUGUAGUUAAAUAGCCUAGUUGGAUCAGUAAAUGUUGAUGUGUGUGGUGUGCUGUGUUUAAUUGUCUCGUAGUGUUGCAAAGAAUAAGCAUUUGGUUGUUUUUCUCAUGGUCUCUGUUUAUGUGGCUAUCUUGUAAGUCAAUAAAUUCAUACUGUAUAUUUCAGAUGGAUAAAAUUUAAGUAUGUUUGAAUAAUAUGAAGAGGUCGACAUUCCAUUUAACAAUCAAGAGCAAGUUGUACUUAAUUUAAAACAUCUAACAAAAGUGUAUCUUGUGAAACUAAUUUCAAAGAAUGGAAAUUAUUAGUUGGAAUGUUCAAGAAUUAGGCAUUAAAAAUAUGAGAAAUUUUGUUCUCUUAUGUAUUUUCAAAUCAUAAAAGUUAUUUUGAAGUUUCUAUUUGAUCAUAUAAAAUUAUUUAUAAAUCUUGAACAGUUUCUACAUGUUUAUUAGCUUUUAUGUCAUGGAAAAAUUGGAGUCUCAGGGUUGCAUAUUUUCUGCUGAAAGGGGGAAAAUUGAGUAAGUUUAAAGAAUAGAUUGCAGCCUUCUCCUCUAGGAAACUGAGAAAGGUGAGAGUGAUUUUAGUUCUUUCCCUUGGAGUCUUCCAUUCUGUACCUUACCCCGAGAUCUGGCCCUUCAUUUCCCUGUGAGCUCACGCCAAUAGAUGAUCCUUAAUUGCCAAAUGUGUUGGAGUUGUACCUCCUCCUCCUGGGCCUUCCACCUGUUGGGGCUUCAGCUUCAGACCAGGGUAAUGAGUAGGAACUGAACGUCUUCCAGAUUCACAAUGGAAAAUUUUAUAAAUACACAUUUCUGUUUGAGAAUACAUUGAUUUUAUGUUUUUCACAGUUGUUGCUGUAAAUACCUUGUGCCUGUUCAUGGAUUAUUUUAUUCUAAAAUAUUUUGUCAAAUGUGUAUCCACCAAAUUAAAAGCAAAUACUUUCA